UAAUUCGCGAACGUUCUUCUCAAUGUGACUCGGAAGCUCAGAAAUGUGCCUAUCACAAUUAAAAAGAUUCAAUUUAUUAGGCAGGAGGUGAAACAAUGACCUAAUAUUAUCGGUCACUUAAAAAAAAUCGAAGUAUAGAUGACGAGUCAGAAUUAAAUUGGGACGUAAAACACUCUCUGAUUGGGACCGCGUGGGCUUUUAAAGAACGUAUCGUUCAUGUCGUUCGUGAACGAACGAACUCGCUGGAAUAUGAGGUUGGCGUGAGUUACUUUUGGUUAUGUGUCUUCUGAAAUUUAUUUGGACUCUGUCAAAAUCUGUUGUGAUAACAGUAUGAAUGUUAUGACUCGUCUUUUGAACUCAUUACCAGCAUACUGGGAGUACGUCAAGACUUAUAUAUUGCCUUCAUCUCGCGAAGAAUCGGAAGAUGGUUUUGAAGAACCACCUUCAAAAAGGAGACGUGUGGAUGCUGAUAGCCUUUUGCUUGGAAUACCAGAACCAGAAAAAAUUGAUAGAGCUAGACAUCGGAUGUACCAUUUGUACAAUGAAUCUGCUUGUGAUCCAAUUUUUCCCUCGGAAACUGUGUGCCGUAAACCGAAGAGGAAAUUAAGAUUGGAAUCACCUGUGGGUGAAUCUAUGACUGUUAAUGGAAGAAACUUUUCGGAUAAUGAAAAAGAAAAUAUUGAAAGGAGAUUAUCUGAUAAUGAAAAAGAAAAUAUAAUUGAAAAGAAAUUGUCAGAUAAUGAAAAAGAGGAAAAAGAAAAUGUAUCUGAUGCCCCAGAUCGAAGUGAAGAUGAAGCCAGUACGAAAGAUGAAAAGCAAUCAAGGAAGCCAGAUCUGAAAUUGAAAAGUGUUCCUGAGGAACGUGGAACUUGGUUUGACGCGGCAUCAACUUGCCGAGUAUUUACAUCUAGUGAUACAAAAAAUGAUAAAGAAAAUGAUGCCCAACAAUUGAAAUCUAAUGCUCCAAGCUUCUUGGAGAAACGAAAUUUUCCUACAAGUUUGCCACCUGAAUUUCGAGCCAAGAUGUUUAAUACUACUACAAAACCACUUUCAAGACCGGAAAUGAGUGGAGGAGGUGGUACAUCGUCUCUAAAGAGACCGAAUAGCAAUUCUCUCAGCUCUCUUUGUAGCAGUCAAUCAUCACCAGGUGGGAGAAAACUUCAGUUGUUAGACCAGAGUAUUCGACUUGAUGAAAGAGAAAAAUAUUCAGAAUUACUUCAGACUUAUACAAGAGUUCCAGUUAUGAAACAUCCCAUUUUUCAAGCUAGGCGUGCAAAGUCACCACCUGUGUCAUUUGCUUCUCAUACAAGGAAACGAUAUGGUAAUAAAGUAGAAGUUAUAGACUUGACUUCACAAACAGAAAGUAAAGAUGAAUUUAAGAAGUUGGGUGCCUUAUCGGAAAAAUUAGGUGGUAAAUCAGCUGGGUAUAUAGAACCUCUUCCAAGCAGUGAAUUAAAAAAGAAAUUAGACAAAUGCAAUGUUUAUGAUGUGUCUUGGAUAGAAGAAAUAACGAAAAUGUACAAUAGGAAAGACCGUGAAGUUAAAAGGCGAUUACAAGAAGAAAAAGUGAAAGCUGCUCUGUGCAGCAAGAAAAGUGAACAACUGUUGAAUGAAAUAUUAGAAGAAAGGGUGAGAGUACACCUGCGUUUAACGGAAGUAGCUGUUGAAGAAGGACCUGUUCCUCUUGCAGAAGAUGAGGAACCUCUACCUGAACUGACUGCUGAAAUGGAUAGAAUAGUCACAAGUGCAUUCAAGAGUGGACCAGGAGGACAAGUUUUAGUUGAAGCAUUCAGCCUAAGGAUAACACGUCGAGAUAUACACACCUUGGUGGGAACCAACUGGCUGAAUGAUGAAGUCAUCAACUUCUACAUGAAUUUGUUGAUCGAGAGGGGGAAGCUGGAUAACUAUCCCAGUGUCUAUUGUUUUAACACCUUCUUUUACCCUAAAUUAGAAUCUCAAGGCCAUUCGUCAUUGAAGAGAUGGACACGGAAGAUAGAUAUAUUUGCCCAUGAAUUACUUAUUGUGCCUGUUCAUCUCGGAGUACAUUGGUGUUUAGCCUGUAUUAAUUUAAAGGAGAAGAAAAUCUUGUAUUAUGACAGUAUGGGUGGAAAGAACAAUACUUGUUUGCAGACUCUUAUGAGGUAUCUUCAAGAUGAAAGCAUGGAUAAAAAGAAAGUCAAAUUUGAUAACACUGGUUGGGUUUUGGAAAAUGUCAAAGACAAUCCCCAGCAAAUGAAUGGAAGUGACUGUGGGAUGUUUUCCUGCAUGUAUGCAGAAUUCCUUUGCAGAAGAGCAAAAAUCACUUUUUCGCAAUCCGAUAUGUCUUAUUUUCGACGUAAAAUGGCCUAUGAAAUUCUCUCAAAAAAAUUAUUAAUGUAAUUGAAAAUUUCAGUGUUAGUAUAAAUUUUUCACUUUUCUUUCUUGGUAUGAUUUCUGUUUACACUACUGUAGUGGAGGGAUUUCAAUUAUUACUGAAAAUGGAAAUUUUCAUGGUAAUGAAUGGUGAAUGUGGCUGAGGUGACAGUUGUAGAAACAUGCAGUUUAAUAGUUUAGAAAAAAAAAAGUUUUCCUAGUUUCUAUGUCACUCUGCCAACAUUUUAUAAAUAUUGUAUAUUUGUCAUAUAGUACCACCAUUGUUUGUUUUUUGUGUGAAUGUUGAAUGGAAUAUUUUUCAACACUGAUUUGGUGAAGUUACUAAAAUGAAACUUUGUGUCACACUACCAGAAAUGUUGUGUCUUGCUGAUGAAUUUCUAAAUUCUAUGAUACCUGAUGGAACGAGAUGUAUUGGUGUUUAUAAGGCUCAUAUCAAUGAAAUUUAGGAAUAUUUGGUAUAUUAUUUGUGUUGUGUUUGUAAGUUUGUUUUUAAAAAAAACAAGAAGUAAUGUUGAAGAUGUUCAGAAUGAGGAAAAUUAGACCUAAUGACUUUCCCAGAAUGUUAUUUUCCUAGGCUACCAAAUAUUAAUUUUUCUAAUAAUGGAAAUAAUAUUACAUAAUUAAAGGAAUGUAUUAUAACCUGAAAAAUGUAUAAAGAUGCACAACACAUUUUUUUAUUGAUUUAGUCUAAGGUCCGUGAUAUUUGCAAUUUACUUUUUAUGUAAUGAAAUAUCAAUUUGGAAAAAUGUGUUGAAAAAAAUUCACUCUUCAGUUUUCUGCUUGUUUGCUAAGAAUUAAUUUGGCAAUUUCUUUCUUAAGAAGUUUUGACGUGAUUGUAAUCAAAAUGCAUUUUCACAUUUAACACUUUUUUGUAAUUUCUACAAGUGGUUUUGUUACUAUUUCACAGAAAUCUCUUGUGAUAGUUAAAAGAAAAUGCAGCACAUUCCUUGUAAUAUUUUCUAUGAAAAUGUGCCAGGUAAUAUUAUUACCACGAUAAUGGCUUUUGUACAUUAACAUUGCAAACUGUAAGAUAUUUUACUAGAUAUAAUUUUAGUGAAUCUGUGUAUCAAAGAGAACUUUAUACAGAAUCAUAUGUUGUUUCCUUGAAUUAAAAAUAAAUUCACUAAACUAAUUGAAGUACUAACUUCAUUGAAUCAUUAACUGUGCUUAUCCUUAAUUAUGUCAUCUCUGAAGUAACAUGUUUAAAGGAAUAAAGGGAAAGAGUUGUGGAUUAGAUUAGGCAUCUCAAUUUUUUUUGUCUUGCGCAUCUAACACACUAAGAUUUCAG
Molecule: messenger RNA, 3661 nt
Organism: Gryllus bimaculatus (two-spotted cricket)
Lineage: Eukaryota; Metazoa; Arthropoda; Insecta; Orthoptera; Gryllidae
Source: the annotation of a GenBank genome assembly